Tripterygium wilfordii is the source of this 3285-nucleotide messenger RNA. RefSeq lists its product as uncharacterized. The record is from RefSeq and is a predicted model, not a curated record. Bases 400 to 3051 code for a protein of 883 amino acids. The transcript has 5 exons. Lineage: Eukaryota; Viridiplantae; Streptophyta; Magnoliopsida; Celastrales; Celastraceae.
CGCCAAUUUGGACCAGACAAAUAUCAGUUCCAUACCGCAAAGCAAGGGUCUGAAUCUCUAUUUGUUUUCUAUUCCCCAUUUUGUAAUUGAUUUGGUUAAUCAGAAUUCCGCAAACAGUGAGAAUUCUCUGUGUCUCUCUCAAUCGAUACGAAGAAGUUUCUGUGCUUUGUAAUGGCAUUCGAGUCUCCUCCAAUGGGCAACAGGCCAUCGUUCAGUUCGGUAUGUUAGAACUUUUUUUAGGCGACGUUGAAUGUAUAAGUCCUGCUCUAGCAAUGAAACAUGUAGUUUGUGCGGGGAAGUCCGACAUUCAUUCACAUGUGACUUUGGAUCAGGUUUAACAAGCCUGUAGCUGAAGUCUUUGGCCAGUCAGGCAGGUUCACUAGGUGAAAUCUGUGAACAAUGGGGAAGCAAGUGCGUCACAAACAAUCGGGCAUUGCUAUGCAGAACAAUCAUCCAGGAUGCAUGUGGAGCAUACUUCAUGUGCUUAAGUACCAUCACUGGCAUCAUGUCAAGAAGAGGAUUCCACACAGAAGGCGUGGUGAUACCAACCCUGCUAUGGGGGAAGGACAUACUGGAAGUGAUGUAGAUGCCUCAAAUAUUGGUAUAAUGACAGAAAAUAAUGACACUGAAAUGGAAGGAUCUGUUAAGACGACACAGUCCACCCCAAUAGCCAAAAGCUCUGUUAAGUCCUGGUUAAGAGCACGCCUUUCUGAAGAGAUGCUGAGGAGAAGGGGACGACAUAAGCGAAGCUCAACCUAUCCAAUAAGAUCACAGUUCGAGCGAACUGAUUCCAUUCAUCACUUGGAGCUUUCAGAACAGGAUAUCCUCUCUGAUGUUGCAUUAACUGAUGGAAGUCUUAAAAUUGCUGAUGAGAACACCAAAAGCUCUUCCAGUGCCAGUGCACCAGGUGUCGUGCUACAAAAGACUUGUCAGGAACCAUUUGGCAGUGAGAAAAAAUAUGAAGAACAUGGCACUAUGCUUUAUCAGAAUUACAUGGGGGAUAAGCAGGUUGAUGGGUCUGGGAAGCCACUCAUCGAGAAUCUGCAACUGUUUCAGGAAGGGUCAGAUGAAACAAAGCAAGAUUUGUUGAAGCAGAUGCCAUCACAGGCAACGGAACUCACUAAUAGUACUUCAUUCCAGCAGUCCAGGGACUUCCGGGAUGCUCUGGAUAUUAUCAACAUGAACAAAGAGUUCUUCUUGAAAGUCUUACAAGAUCCUAGCUCACAUUUGGCUCAUAACUUCCACAGCCGACGGGCAUCGAGAACGGGAUACAAUAAGUCUGUGUCAUUUCCUUUACCUGGCUCCUCAGACAGAAGAAGUUCUGGUCCUGGCAGACUGAAGCUCAAGCAAGAUGGUGGUGAAGGUCAUGCAAAAGAUAGGGAGCUGCAAGUUGGAAGUCAAGACCCAAAGUCAGAGUAUGAGUCUACUGAAGAUAUGUGUAGACAGUCGGUGCCAUCAAUCGCCACAGAGUACAGGGCAGAUGUGGUUCUUAAGUUUAACCAAUCAAUGGCUGAAAUUGGUGAUAGUUCCUCUUCAUCCCACUCCCCGAAGAGGAACCGAAGAGCAAUCAAACGUUUUAGGGACCUUAAACAGAAGAUAAAGCAUGCAAUCAGGGAGAGCAAAUAUGAGAGACAUCGAAUCUCCAUGGAUGCACUCCUUCACAAAAUUCCUCAUAGGCAUGGGUUUUCUAAAGACUUGAAGGAGUUAGCGGAUCAGUUGAAGACUUCUUCACCCAAUACAGAUGGUAAAGCAAGUCCUGGAAGUAGUUGCAGGAGCGAUUAUUCUGUUCCUUCCACUGGAAAGAGUGGAAGGCGCUCCAUUAGUAGAACAUCAUCUCUCAAUGAAUCAUUGGAUAGAUAUUGUCAAUUAUAUGAGUCUACCAUCAACAGAGAAGCCAAACAUCUUAUCUCUGGUAUGCAAUUGAAAGCAGAAGAGCGGGAUUCACCAAAAUCUCUGGGAAGGAUUCAUUCCUCACCGGAACUUAAGUAUUUGUUUUAUCAGAGUCCAGAAGAUGGUGAAGCAUUUUCUAUAGCUACCCCGGCUAAGGUAGUUGCGGAUGACAAUGUCAGCAUAAGAAGUAACUCUGAUGAACAAAUGAAUCUAGAUCUUCCUGUUGCUUCAGAAUACCUCCCACAGUUACAUACUCUUGUAGAAAGUCAAAUAGAAGAAAAAUCAGUAGAGGUUAAUGAAAUAGAUUACAUUUUUGGAGAUCAGCAGGGAUCGAUAUGUCUCAAUGAUAGUGAGCCAUAUGAUGAGGUGGGGUUAGUCAGUGAUGAUUUGGAAAAUGUGAUGGGAGAGGAUUCGUCUCACAGUAAGCAGGAAAUUCGUCUAACCAUGCAAGACUCCGACUCUACAGAUAACAGAAGCAGCUCUGGAAUAGUUUCCAUCCCAGAAGAUUCAGAAGACUCGAGUCACUUUUCAAAUGCAGUGGAUGGUUUGCCCAACCAACAAGAAGAUAAGAGCAGCAUUGACAUUAAAGAUGUGGGGAUUUGGCGCAAACAAGAAAUAGAUAGUGAUGUUUUUAAUCUUCAAGUGGAUGCAAAAUACAAACCAACAUUUAACUACGUGAGAGACAUACUAGAGCUAUCUGGGUUCAGUGGGAGCGAAUCCCUUGGGACAUGGCAUUCAGAUGACCAGCCUGUGGAUCCUUCUCUGUUUGAGGAGGUGGAGGGCUGCAUGCUUCUUGAUCCUGACUGUUCCGGACAGGAAGAAGGUGGAUAUUGUAAUCACCUGCUACUGUUUGAUCUAACCAAUGAGGUAUUGAUGGACAUAUAUGAAAGAUCAUACACUUAUUGUCCUAUGCAGCUAUCUUCCCUCUCGCAUAUUCGUCCAAUGCCAGUGGGACAUCAUGUUCUUAAGGAGGUCUGGACUAAUAUAAGCUGGUAUUUGGGCUCAAGACCCAACUUUGAUUGGUCACUAGAUUAUGUUGUGAGUAGAGAUUUAGGGAAGGAUGACGGGUGGCUGAAUCUCCAGUUUGAUACAGAAUGUGUGGGGCUUGAGCUGGAGGACUUUAUUUUUGAUGAUCUUCUUGAGGAAAUCAUACGGGCUUAAGUUGCCAAGGUGCCUUUUUCUCCAUCAUGUUGUUGCAUACAAAUUUUGCAUUGAUUUAUUCUUUGAGUAAUAUCGCGUUUAAUUACAUUACCUGAUAAGAAUAGAGGAAAUGUAGUACAGAGGAAAAACAAACUUCUUACUUGUAUACACAACUGUACAAAGAAUUAUGAACGCAGAUUACAAUUGUUAGCUGAAUAAUUAUAAGAGGUCCUUUAAGGUUACCUUUGAUACUGA